Messenger RNA from Boleophthalmus pectinirostris (great blue-spotted mudskipper), 2980 nucleotides. Its product is annotated as zona pellucida sperm-binding protein 3-like. Gene Ontology annotation, biological process: binding of sperm to zona pellucida; positive regulation of acrosome reaction; egg coat formation. The coding region runs from base 1239 to 2846 and encodes 535 amino acids. The record is from RefSeq and is a predicted model, not a curated record. The transcript is spliced from 8 exons. Gene Ontology annotation, cellular component: extracellular matrix. Lineage: Eukaryota; Metazoa; Chordata; Actinopteri; Gobiiformes; Gobiidae. Gene Ontology annotation, molecular function: acrosin binding.
CCGUGGUACUUGCUUUGGAGGUGAUGGAUAGUUCACCUGAGGAGGUUGGUUAGGUUUCUGUGCAGACUGCGGGGGUCUCUGGGAUUGGGGUGGUCGUUGAUACAAGGUCGGCUGGACGUUCUGAGAAGGCUUAGGUCGCUGAGGAUCCUGAGGGUUCACCUCCUUGAAAUACUGUGCACUUGCUAGCCCCCCCAACACUAACACCGCCAGAAGACCAAGAGCUACAAGUCUGACUGCCAUGGCUCCCUGCUCAGAGAUCCACCAUGGACAAUGGGCACGAGGCUGUGGAAGGUCUGGGCAACAGCCUGACUUUUAUAAGUAUGGUGAGGUCUGGCAGUCCCAAACUCUUCUCUUAUUGGCUGAGCACAACCACCAAUCAGACAGCCUUUAAAUUGGUUAAUUCUCUAAAUAAUCUUUCAUUCUGAAGAAUCACAUUGGCAUGAACAUACCUAAAUAACUGCCCAUCUUUGUAUACUUCAGACAAUCAGAUGUAUCUUUAAUGUAUCUUAAAUGAUGGGGCUAGUGCCAUGAAAAGGAAGAGCGUAUUGGCAGUGACCAGGGUCAAACAGGUCUGUAUGACCAGAACUGCAGGUCACACACACACAGGUUGUAUAACAUGAGAUCAGAAAAACAUGAAUGUUUUUAUACUGUGAUGCAAAACAGACACAUGCCUAUAUCAUACUAAAGCAAUAUUCUUACAUAGACCUAUGUAACAAACCUUCAACAAUUACAUUUUUAUGCUGAACAUUAGGAAAUACAUGCAGCAAAAUAAUAUGCAUUAACACCUUAAACAUAUGAACUAGCAAACAACACAACAUUCUCUGACCUGCUUUACAAACAGAUGAUUGCUCCUCUAUUGAUUUGUUCCAAAUAACAAAUUUACUUUGGCAAAUAACUUGGUUUGACAUUUUAUGUGGAGGACAAGAAGACAUCAGGUCAGUGUGACAUUUUUCUAAACUUAGUGUCAAUGGCUCUAAACACAUAUAAAUGUACAAAUGUAAUAAAUACAACAUAUCCACACUAUAUUUGUUCCUUAAUAUGUCCAUCUCUCAGAUCUGGAGUGGCCCUCUUAGCUGUUGGUGUAAAUCAGCAAAGUACACGUAUAUGGGCCAGAGAGUUGGUCCACAGGGCACGUGGUGUCAGGCAUCAGAGGGUGGGUUCUUGGGGCAUAUAAAAGGACCUACCCAGGUGUCAGGGUCCUCUACAGCACCCAAGGGGGACCACCUGUAGCCAGAGCCAUGCUGUUGAAGUGCACUGCUACGUGCCUUUUGGCACUAGCACUGUUUAUUAGCUUCUGUGAUGCACAGUGGCAAACCCAAAACCAAAAGCCUCAGACACCCAGCAAGCAAUGGCCUGUAGACCCUCAGCAGACCAAGCAGACCUUUGAGAAGCCUUUGGAGUGGAAGUACCCCGAGGACCCUCAGCAGGAAACCCCAGGCCAGCCCACUGUGCCCUUUGAGGUCAGGCAUCCUGUGCCGGUGAGCACUGUGGCAGUGGACUGCAGAGAGAGUUUUGUCCAUGUGGAAGUGAAGAAGGACAUGUUUGGAAUAGGACAGUUCAUUCAUCCUGGAGGUUUGACACUGGGAGACUGUGCUGUCUCAGCUGAGGACACCAGCGGCCAAGUGCUGAUCUUUCAGUAUGAGCUGCAGAGCUGUGGCAGUGAGCUGAAGAUGACAGACAACUCCUUCAUUUACUCCUACGUCCUGAACUACAAUCCUCCAAAUUAUGGGGACUCUCCUGUGGUGAGGACCAGCAAAGUUGCUGUCAUUGUGGAAUGCCACUAUCCAAGGAGGCAGAAUGUGAGCAGUUUAGCUCUUGAUCCACUCUGGGUUCCUUUCUCUGCUGUCAAGGUGGCGGAGGAGUUCCUGUACUUCUCCUUGAAACUUAUGACAGAUGACUGGGUGUAUGAGAGACCGAGCUACGUGUACUAUUUGGGAGAUGUGAUUCUUAUUGAGGCAUCUGUCAUGCAAUACUUCCAUGUCCCUCUGAGGGUAUACGUGGACAGCUGUGUUGCUACGCUGACCACUGAUGUAAACUCCAGCCCCAGAUAUGCUUUUAUCGACAAUCACGGAUGCUUCAUUGAUGGCAGAGUGACGGGUGCAGCCUCACGCUUCCUGCUUCGCCCUGCAGAGAACAAACUUCGUUUCCAGCUGGACGCCUUCAGGUUCCUAGGAGUGGACUCAGGAGUGAUGUAUAUUACCUGUCUCCUGAAAGCCACAUCCGCUGCACAUACCAUCCAUGACCAGCACAGAGCCUGUUCAUACAUCAACAACAUGUGGAAGGAGGUCAAUGGAGCUGAUGCCUCCUGUGGCUCCUGUGAGACUGGCAUAGGCAGUGUCGGUUCAGGAACUGGUGGAGACACUGGCGUUGGGAGUGGGUCAGGGAAAACUUAUGGGGGUGGGUCUGGUUCCGGUUCUGGACAAGGUAGCGGGUCUGGGAAAAAGUAUGUACAGUAUGGGUCAAGCGGCGGGUCUGGGGGAUCAGCCACUGGUUGGUCAUGGUCACCUUCUGGUGGGUCACAAGGGUCACAAGGGUCACAAGGGUCACAAGGGUCACAAGGGUCACAAGGGUCACAAGGGUCACAAGGGUCACAAGGGUCACAAGGGUCACAAGGGUCACAAGGGUCACAAGGGCUCACUGCUAGCCACUAUGUGACAAGCUCAGGGACUGGCUAUGGAGGAUCCACAACAGGAUCGGGGUCUCCUCCUUGGAACACUGUUGCCAGAAAUCCCCAUCCAGCUGUUGCAAGGAAAGUCCGGGACGUAUCUACUGAGGAAGUUUUCGAUUGGGAAGGUGAAGUCACUGUUGGUCCUUUUAUCGUCAAUAACAAAGUAACCAGAACCUAAGAUCUAGAUUCUAAUAUCUGAAAUAAAAUAAAUUAUUAAAAAAAUAAUUGUGAACUGUACAAAUAUGAUCUAUUAUUACCCAUAAGUUCAACAAUAUGAACCUCAACUUAAUGAACAAUAAAAAUAAGAGUACA